AUGGAGUCCACCCCAGAAAAUGAGUUCAAUCAGACUUUGCUAGAGCAGAAACGAUCCAUGUUGGAGGAAGUUAGCUCAGAGCUUGAGGAUGUGCUAUCGGAUACAAGCUUGUCACGGUGCCAGCGUCUCUGGCGGGCCGUUGGCAUUGAGAUAAAGACUCUUUUCCGGCUUGCUGCUCCGGCAUGUGUGGUUUACUUGCUUAACAACGUUGUUUCCAUGUCUACUCAGAUAUUCUGUGGCCAUCUUGGUAAUAUUCAGCUGGCAGCCUCUUCUCUUGGAAACACUGGGGAUAAAGUCGUGAGGGUUGGGAAUGAGCUAGGAGCAGGAAACCCAAAGUCGGCAGCAUUUGCAGUGUUUAUGGUGAAUUUUGUGUCAUUUGUAGUUGCAGUGGUGGAAGCCAUCAUCGUGUUGUCGCUGCGACAUGUUAUUAGCUACGCAUUCACCAGUGGGGAAACCGUAGCCAAUGCUGUCUCGGAUCUUUGCCCAUUUUUAGCAGUCACUCUCAUCCUCAAUGGCGUCCAACCCGUCUUGUCAGGUGUUGCUGUGGGGUGUGGAUGGCAAGCAUAUGUUGCUUAUGUAAAUGUGGGAUGUUACUACGUGGUAGGAAUUCCAUUGGGUUGUCUUCUCGGCUUCAAAUAUAAACUUGGAGCUAAGGGUAUAUGGUCCGGAAUGAUUGGAGGAACAAUGAUGCAGACACUUAUCUUAGUAUGGUCUACAUUUCGGACGGACUGGAAUAAAGAGGUGGAGAAAGCAAGAGAACGUCUGCGAACCUGGGAUGACAAGCAAGAACCCCUUUUGAAGGAGUAGAGGUUAAUUAUGAUUGAAUAUUAAGGUGUGCGGACUGAACAGUCCUUGUAUUUGUCCCGAAUUACAAUUGAGACUGCGGCGAAGUCCCAUUGGGUGUCAAUUCCCUGGCUUCCCCCAAAUAAUAUAUUUCAUGGCUGGGAAAAAUAUGAGCAUAAGCAAUAGCUCAUUGAGAAAUCUAAGGAAGACAAUUCUGAAGUUUAUAAAUGUAAUUCAUUGAAGGAAGAGAAUAAUGAAAAGGGGCAAUGAAUUUCCCAUAAAUGCCGUAUGAAUUAGAUAUUUUUUCGCCUGUUUUUCAUAAAUUUUAGUAUUAUAGUAGUGUAUGAAAAAUUGUUAUUGUAAUUGUUUGUUAGGGCGUUUUUAGAAUUUCAAA
Molecule: messenger RNA, 1177 nt
Organism: Coffea arabica (coffee)
Lineage: Eukaryota; Viridiplantae; Streptophyta; Magnoliopsida; Gentianales; Rubiaceae
Source: RefSeq, a predicted model, not a curated record